Drosophila virilis is the source of this 3845-nucleotide messenger RNA. RefSeq names its product POU domain, class 4, transcription factor 2. Lineage: Eukaryota; Metazoa; Arthropoda; Insecta; Diptera; Drosophilidae. The record is from RefSeq and is a predicted model, not a curated record.
UUCGAUAAGUUUGUCAGUGUUUGUCGGGAAAAAGCGACGCACAGUUUAGAUUCAGACGUUAGCUGGUGUGGUUCGCGAGCGGUUGUAUCAGAGAGCGACAGAGCGACAGAGAGAGAGAGAGAGUGCGAUUUAGGCGCGCAGAAGAAACUAGCGGUAACGGUAACAUCGCGCUGCUUCUGAAUAACAAGUGCGGGGGAGGCGAGGUGCCAUUAACAGCAGCAGCAAUCUGCCUGUUGUUCUCAUUCUUCGUGCUGUUGUUGUUGUUAUUGUUGUUGUUGUGUGUUUGCUGAACAAAUAAAGGAAAAACAAAUACAUAUGCCGAUGAAGAAACGGCUCUAAUAUGUAGUUUUCGAGAAUGGAAUGUUAAUAAAAUCCAACAAAUUCUGAAAUGUAAAAUAAAAUUGGCGCGAGAGUAUGACCAAAAGCCAGGUGAUAAAAUGUUGAUUGAAUGCAUUUCGCGUAGCAUUCCCUAAACAAAUAGAUCAGGAGAAAGAAAAAGAACUGAGAUUCCAGGAACAAAAUAAAACCUCAUCGAUCGAGGAAACGAAUCCACCCGCCAACGAGAAAGCAGCUAGCGGAGAGUGGAGAGUGGAGAGUGGAAAGUGGAGAGUAAGGAGUGUAGAGUGGAGCGAAGCAAAAGAGAGAGAUUUGCGCGGAGAAGCAAAUGAACUUCAAUCCGGAUAGCUUUGUGACCGUCCAAAACGUGCAUCAUCCAUACCAUCAGCGGGAGCGACACCACAUCCCAUUGCCGGCGAACUACGGAAGCCAAUCGGAGGUCGCGGUGGGGAUCGAGAUCGCCAUCGGGUCAGGCGGCGCCAGGCGGAGCAGCGGCGGUGGGAGCAGUUCACCUAAAAUCAUGGAAUGGACCAACGACGAUGCAUUAGAGCUUAUCGAACAGUAUCGCUGCCACACCGAACUGUGGAAUCGCGCCGAUCCCAAGUACAAGGAUAAGCUGUGCCGCUUCCGGGCAUGGUCCGAGAUCGCCGAUCGCUUUGGCUGCAGCAAGGCCGAGGUGGAGCGCAAAAUGAACGUACUGCUCACCCAGUACCGACGCGAGAAGCACAAGAUGUUUGUCAAAAUCUAUCAGGGCAUACAACCCAAUCCGUCCAAGUGGUAUGCCUUCAAGCGCUUCGACUUCAUGGAAGCCGGCGGCGGCAGCCUCAGCGGAUUGCCCACCAGCGCCACAGUUGGCGGCAUAGCCACCAACUCCACCUCCUCCAACUCAGCCAGCCACACGCACAACGGACUCAAUGGCCUGGCCGCUGCCGCAGUCGCCGCCGCUGCCUACGACAGCAGCACAAUCGCGGCAGCGGCCAACGGCGGAGCCACCGGGCCGAUUGGAUGUGCUGGUGGUGCCGCGACAACCACAACUGGAGCGCCUGCAUCGCAGCACAGACGCAUCAAAACCAAAGAGCUGAAAUAUUUCGGAGCGAUGGGCCUGAAUAUACCCAUGCUGAUAGCCAGUAGCCAAACACAGCUGGACAACUGGAACACGGCGGGUCAGUACUCGCCGCCGAUAGGCAGCGCCGGCGGCGGAGCCGGAGGCCUAACCAAUUCUCAGCCGCAGCAGCUGCGCGUUGCUCUGCCCAUGUCUUAUGGCGCUGCCAGCGGCACGCCCUACACGGUCGGGGGCGGCAGCAGCAGCAGCGAGUUCAAGCCCAGUCCGCACAAGACUGUCGACACGUCGGAUAACGAAGACAACGCGAUGAGGGACGAGGCGACGGUGACGGCGACAGCGACAGCGACAGCGAGCGCGCUUGGGCAGCUGGCGGCGAAAGUGGAACGCCGCUCGCCGGUCUCCUCCAGCAUGGGCGCAGGCAGAGGCAGUGAAGACGGCGGCUUGGGUAACGCGCACGGUGCAUCCGAGAGUUCUGGCUGUGAUCAGGCGCUGGUUGCAGUCGCCCUGAGCGAGGCCGGGUCUAGUCCAAUACCCAACACCAAUACGAACAUGCACGAGGCGCACAAGAAUCAUCUGCUGCAGUCGAGUCCAGCGUCAGCACGUGCGGCCACACCUCGUCAUGCGCACGAGCAACUGCAUCAUGGCCACCAUGCGCUGCAGCAUCAUGGCCAUGGCCAGCAUCCGGAUGAGCUGGAUAUCAAGCAGGAGCUGGUUGACUACUUUCAUCCGCCGUCCGUGUCCGCAGCUCCAGCACCGCCAGACUCACAUCGUUCCUAUAGCUCGGCCGGCGAGGAAAGCCGCCUGCAUCUGGACAUGGCGCAGGAUCUGCGCGUGGCCCAGGCCAAGGCGCACGCCAACUUUGGCUCCUUUGUCCUGCCCCCGCGUAGCAGCAGCGCCCAGUUAGCCGCAGCCGCUGCGGCUGCCUCCAUGCCCCUGAACAUGCGCAAGCUGACAGCAGCUUCGAGUGCCGGGCACAUGCUCAUGAGCUCGCUGCUUAGUUCGAGGGAGAGCAUGUCCGAUGCGGACGGCGACGUGGACAACGAUGAGGCCACCGAAUCGGCAGCCAGUCCGGGUCACAUCAAGAGCAGCGUUUCGGCACAGGACGCCGGCUCCGCGGCGGCAGCAGCUGCUGCUCUGUACGCAGAGAGUCUCAGCCGGGACGAUUGCGAUUUUGUGGGCUCCAAUGUGUCCAUGAAGCUGCGCACCAUGGACCGUACACAGCGCAUCAUCGCCGAGAAACUAAUCAGCGAGGUGCUCUUCUUUGGCCAGUUCAACGAGCUGGAACGUUCGGCGUGCAUCCAGCCCAAGUGACAGCGACGUCCAAGGAAGUGGACGAGUGUGGGACGAGUAGGUUUAGGUACGGGCAAGGGUAUUACAUCAGAGAAUGGAAUGGCAACGGGUUUGGAAAUGGCUUGGAACAUGGCAAAUAGACAAAAUGAAAUUUCACUGUGAAAUAGCCAAGAAAACUAACCACCAACACAAAGCAAAACAAAACAAAACAAAACAACAACAACAACAACAACAACAAAACAAAACAAACAGUACAAUUUACUUUUAGUUGAACGGGGCCUAACCAAGGGGCUCAUCUGUACAAAGCACAUGGGGCAGCGUUACUUAGAACCGGAUAGCUGUAAGGACAGCGUACGAACAUGAACAUGAACAGGAUUUGGGUCUGGUUUGGAAAGCAAUCGGAUGGACAUCCGAGACAGUUUCCAUCGGGCUACUAAAGCAUAACUAACAAUAGCACCACAACUAACCGACAGAAUCUCAGUAUUACUUAUAAAAUACAUCAACUUGGAUUUAGUAUGUGUAUAUACAGCACCUACGACGAUAUCAGAGAAAGGCUUUCCCGGCGUCGGCGGGGGGGAAGCACAAAAAGCAUUUGCCAUGUUGGGCCUCUCAGCAACGAUCCGACCAUGUCCAGUGGGCUUUUUAUUCUUAUACGGUAGGCCCAGUAGGCACAGUAGGAGAGGAACUUGAUAAAGAAAAGCCCACGUUGGGCGUAAAAUUACGAAAGACAAAGCCAGCUGCUGGUAAAGUGCUGAAAGUUGGCAAUUUAAUAAGUCCAAGCCCAAAACUCCACGUCUGUGUUGGGUUUUUUUUUUCAAGCAUAAUCAAAGCACUUUGGGGAAAUUACAUAUGUAUAUACAUAUAUAUAUAUAUAUAGAUGUAUAUCUAUUAUAAAUACCAACAUGUACAGAUCUAUAUGUUUUAUAGUUAGUAGUGUUAUAUAUCAAUGUACCUUAUUUUAAAACUAAACUGUUUUUGUAGUCAUUUAAGUCUGGUCGUUAACUUACAAACACCAACCAACACAGCAACUGAAACCAACCAACAUAAACUAUGUAGAAAAAAAAAACAAAACAGAACCGUGUGAAAGAAUCAAUUUGUAUAAAGCUUAAGCUAUGCAGAUCGUCGUCACUAGUUUGUUAAAAAAAAAAAAAAAAAA